Molecule: messenger RNA, 1532 nt
Organism: Spathaspora passalidarum NRRL Y-27907
Lineage: Eukaryota; Fungi; Ascomycota; Pichiomycetes; Serinales; Debaryomycetaceae
Gene: HAP41
Product: Hap41p
Exons: 2
Coding region: 405-1112 (235 amino acids)
Source: RefSeq, a predicted model, not a curated record
ACUGAUACAACUAUAACGAUUCAUAAAAUUUUUUUUUACUUAUUUUUAUUUAUUAACCAUUUGCAAAUUAUUCAUAUAUAAACAUAUACACAUAGGCAAUGACAGUUAAUUGUAACAUUGAGGAAAAGUCAACCACAUCAACCACUUCUGCACCAAUGAUUGUAAAAACUUCCAAGGAAUGGGUUCUUCCUCCAAGACCCAAGCCAGGAAGAAAGCCAGUCAAGGAAAUGGCAGAUAAAACCAAAAUAAAACCAAGAAAGAAGUACCAGAAGAAAACAACCAUACCGAGUACUUCAGAAACAACAACCUCCACCACUACCACUACCACUAAAACAAGCACAAGUGUUAACACAACCACCCAAUUGAGUGAUCUAGGUCAAGACCUCAAUGAUGUGUCAUGUAUUAUGAAAAACAUCAAGACAAUUGAUUCAGAAAACUUGUCAUUAAAAUCUACUUUAUUAUCUUUAAUUCAUGACUAUAAACAACUCAAGAACUUGGUCUUAAACCCCGAAGUUAUUACAUCGGUACACCAACCUUUAGACUCUAAUGUUCAUAAGAGAUCCUAUACCGAAGUAAAGACCAAUGAAGUUUUAACUACCUCUACUACAACCGAGUUCGACAAGUUUAUUGAUCUUGACAACAAUGACCAUGUUGACCUUAAGAAAUCCAAAACCAAUGACUAUUUCGAACCAAUAGACUCGGACAUAGAGAUCGAUUAUGAAGAUGAUUAUGAAUACAACAUGAUGACACUGCCUACAUUAUCUUCUACCGAGCUUUCACGCACUACUUCACCAUACUCUGAUUUUGAAAAUAAUUCAUUAAUGUCGUCAUUGACAAGAUCUACUACGGUUUCAUCGGUGAUGAGUUUUGAUAAACCAAAAUUCACCUUGAACAAUUUCUUUGAAUUACCAAAAUACGAAGAGGAACAAGAUGAUCAUGAAUACAAUUUCAAGUUUGAUGAAUUAAUGAACAACAACAGUAAGAAUGACCAAUAUAAUAUGAUCACAGACUUUUUAGAAGAGAAGUUGAUUACUAAUGACAUUGAAUAUUAUACUGCAUCUACCACCACUGCUCCUGUUGCGUCAUCAUCUGAUAAUAACCUCAUCUGGUGAGAGAGAGAGAGUCGCCUAUUGUUGAUGUCACCAGCCCCCUUAUUAACCCACGAGGAAAAAACUAUAUUUUUUUUUUUUUACUGCGAAAAAAUUUUCUAGGACUGGCUGCUCAUCGCACAUGCAUAUACCACCCCCUAAAAUCCCCGUCAUUCUCCGAAUAGAAUGAUCGAAUAUGACAACGCAUUGGCGAUGACUUAAUGGUGACAUUUUGAUUCUCGUAUUGCACCCAACUUAACUACAUUACCCCCUAUUUAUUAACUAUAUUUAUUCCGGUUUACGAUAUUACAAUUACUGACAUUUGUUUUUUGCUUUUUUUUUGUUUUUUUAAUCUUUUUUUUGAUUUUGUUGAUGAUUUUAUGGGUCUUAAAGUUUAUAUAAAAAUUAUAUAUGUAAAAUAACUUUAGUAAAUAUAAAGGUUUG